Cladocopium goreaui is the source of this 3912-nucleotide messenger RNA. NCBI's taxonomy places the organism in Eukaryota, Dinophyceae, Suessiales, Symbiodiniaceae. The record is from the annotation of a GenBank genome assembly.
AUGCUUCUGGAUGCGCAUUUCACGUCGCAGUCCUCGUGUUUGAAGGACUUGGACUUGAGCAUCUUGGAACGCAUCGCGGAUUUCGGAUUCUCCCAGGGUCCUGCUGUGGGAUUUCUGGCCAAUUGGCGGCGGGCGCCAAAGCCGGUGGCGGCCGCCAGCGACCGACCGGGUAUCAGGUUUAUGGCCAGAAAGCGACCUCUGCUGCCCUUCGAAGUCGCCGCCGGGGACUGGGACUGCGUCACAGUGUCCAGGAGCUGUGCUCGGGUGGUCUGCCACGACGGGCGGCUACACCGCACGGGAAGGCGCCUCGAGAUGUUGCACAAGAAGUUCGUAUUGGAUCAGGCGUAUGACUCCUCAGUCUCGGACAGUGAGUUCUACGAAGACGCGGUGAAGCCUCUGGUGACUUCCCUGAAGGAAGAGGAGGCCGCCACCAUCAUCUGCUAUGGCCAGACGGGCACCGGCAAGACGCACACGUUCAAUGCCUGCUGGAAACGCCUUGGGGCUGACCUGGCCGGGCGGAGCAUUGCAGUGACCUUCUUCGAGAUCCAUGGAAAGAAAUGUUACGAUUUGCUGCAGCAGAGGAAGGAGGUGACGCUGAGAUCGGAUGCCGAGGAACGCGUGCACGUCAGGGGCGCCUUGACGCUCUCCGCGGACGCCGCUGCGCUGCCGUCGCUGCUGGAAGAAGCGCUGCGCCUGCGGCGCUCCGAAGCCACGGAGCGGAACCCGCUGAGCUCCCGAAGUCAUGCCGUCUGCGUCCUGGCAUUGGACGGCGGAACAACGACGCUGCGCUUCGUGGACCUGGCCGGCAGCGAGCGGAACUACGAGACGCGGUCCAUGACGGCGCAGCAGCACCGGGACUUUGCAGAGAUCAACAAAUCGCUGAUGGCGCUGAAGGAUUGCUUCCGUGCCCAUGCUCAGCUGCUCCGACAAAAGUCCACCCGGGUGCCGUAUCGCUCCAGCAGCCUGACUCAGGUGUUGCGGUCUUGCUUCACGCCAGAGCACCGGACCCUCAUCUUAGCCACGAUCUCUCCAACGGCCACCGACUUGUUGCAUAGCACCAACUCGCUGCUACAAGUGACGCAGAUGUCCAAGGCGUUGUCCACCCUGCGUUCAGAGUGCUGCGUGGAGUUGCCCUUAACUUCCUUCAUGGCUUCCAGGCCCCUUUGGGAAUGGAGCAACGAGGAGGUGAACUUGCUGCUGGGCGAUGAAUGCAGGGUGGAUCAGGACGGUGAACAACGGCCUCUUCAAAUACCUGGUGCUGCCGCCCAAGAUCACAGGGGCCAUGUUGCUCCAACUCUCCUCGCAGGGCUUGGCCCAGCUCUUCGACAUGAGCCUGCGCUCGGCCCGCGGCGUGGGCGAGGGCGAGGCCUGGAACGAGGCCCUGGCCAGCGACGUGGGGCAGCGCGUGGGGAAGCUGCUCUUUGCGGCCGUGCGGCGCGAGGCCAUGCGUUGGCCCCUGGAGGUGAAGGACUUGCCCCUUCAGCUGCGCCGCGAGGCUGCAGAACGAGAGAUGCUGGAAGAGGGUUUGGGCCUUCCACCGGAAGCGGAGCGUCACUGCGAGUUCUUCUUCUGGGGCGAAACCGUGCCACCCACCGAGUGAAGCGCUGCGCGCAGGAAGGGGGAGAGUCUUCUGGCAGCGAAGGGACGGAUCCUGUGGAGGACCAGCCCUCGUGGAUCCGGGGUUCCAAAGUGAACCCCUUAGAGUUUGCGGUCUUCCUCCUUCUUGCCGUGGCUGUCAGUGUGUACGCCCUUGGUCACUGGUGCGUGGCCGCCGCCCGUAGCUGGAGGUGCCAUCAGCGAGCGGCAGCACUGCUGCGGCAGCAUCCAGCUGCUGGAUCGGUGGCCCUGGCAGAACUGUGCCUGGUCCAUGGCACGCCCUUCCUGUUGAUCUGCGGCGGAGAGCCGGAGCGCGAUCUUCUGGGUGCCCAGCUGGGAACAAAACUGGCCAGGCUGCCGCAUGGCCGCGUUGCUUUCUUCUCCAGUGGUCACUUCAAGCUGCGCGAAGAUUUCCAGCGAAUGGAGGGAGUUCAGUGGGAGCUGCUGCAGCAGCUCUUGGUGUUGGAUCGUGACGCUUUGGACACUUUGUCCAACUUCACGAGUUUCUUGCGCCACCUCAGAAGAAAGGGCUGGCUGAAGCAGGAAGGUGGUUCCGCUUCGGUGGACGUGGUGGUGCUCACCAGCGCCUACCACGCGCGGCGCGUCAGAGGCGUGGCUGCGCUGCUGCUGGGCUUCUACGGCCUCUCCUUCCAUGUGGCCGAAGUGGAGCUGCCCACAGGCACCGCCCCCCAGUCCGAGAGUCUCUGGCGCUGUAUCCGCGAUGUGCUGCGGGCGGCCUUGUGGUUGGUCAGUGGCUUUGAAGCUGCCCCGGGGGUUUUCCCCUUGGCGUCUCCGCUGGCGCUGCUGCCGCUGGCGCCGCUCGCGCCACGGCCCUACCCGCGGGUGGCCUUCAAGUCUUCGCGGAUCGCUGUGCGCAGCGCGGCACAGGAUCAUCAGCACCGGGAGCGGAAACGCAAGCGCUUGGUGGUGGUUUUUGGGCUCGUGCUCAGCUACUCGUGGUACUACGUGUGUCGCCUGUCCCUGACCUAUGCGGCCCCGGCCAUCGUGAGGGAAGAGGGGUUGGACCUGCGCAGGUUGGGGGCGAUCCUGAGCUGCGGACAGAUCUCGAUCGGCUUCAGCAAGAUCCUCUCCAGCGUGCUGACGGCCGACCUCUCGCCCUCCCGGUGCCUGGUCGUUGGUCUCCUGCUGACGGCUGGCUGCAACGUGCUGGCGUCCCUGGCGCCCGGCGACGGAGCCACCAAGCUGGUGCUGAUCCUGGCAGGUCUGUGGGCCCUCAAUGGUCUCUUCCAGGGCUUGGGGAGUCCUUCCUGUGCCCGCAUCAUCAGUGCCUGGUGCAGCGCCAAGGAGCGCGGCUUCUUCUGGUCGCUGUGGAACGUGUCCAACAACCUGGGUGGCGCCUUAGCGCCGCUAAUGGUAGGCUUGGGGGCAGCUGCUGGCUGGCGUGGAAGUCUGCUGCUGGCAGGCUUCAGCGCGGCCGUCGUCAGCUUCCUGGUCUUUCUCCUGGUGCACGACUCUCCCAGUGCCGCUGCCGCUGCGAAGGCGGCGAAGGCAGCGAAGGCGGCGAAGGCGAAGGCGGCAGCAGCUCCUGCCGUGCCGGGCUCCGCGGAGGAUCAGCUCAGCGGCGCCUCAUUGUUCUGGCGGGGCUGCCUGCUGCAGCCGGGCAUGGCCAGUUUGGCCAUGGCCAACUUUCUCAUCUACGGCCUGAAGAGCGCACUGAUCUGCUGGUUGGCCUUCUAUGUGCAGUCCUAUGGGCACAAUGCGCUCUCUGCCGCGCCGCGCCUCAGUACUUUUGAGUGUGGUGGGCUGUUCGGCAGCGUGCUGAGUGGUCCCUUGAGCGACCGCUACUGGCAUCUCCGUGGCGGUGAAACGGGAUCCACCGCACCACUGGUGGGGUGUCGGGUGCAGGUGGCUAUGACCUUCGUUCUGUGUGUCAUGGUUCCGUCCGUCUUCACCGUGGUCUUUGCGCCCGGCGGCUGCAUCGGUUAUCCAGCCAUGUUCGCCUUGGGUCUCGGCUUGUACGUGGCUCAGUCCCUCUGCGCCCUGUGCGGCUUGGAAUUGGUGAGCGGCCGCGCUGCCGGGGUGUCGCAAGGUUUGCUGGGCUGGUCUGCUUACACCGGCGCGGCGGCUGCGGGGUUGCCCCUGGGUUGGCUCAUCCAAAGCUCAGGGUGGCAGGUGUGGCGAGUAUUGAUGGCUGGCGGCGCUCUGUUGGUCACUGCCCUGCUCUUGCCGCUGUGGCGCUUACCUUCCAACGAGCAGCGGCACGCCCGGGUGCUUUCUGAGUGAGGCCGCCAACGAAGACCGGGCGGCCGCAACUGAACGAUUCAACGGAGAGCUGUUUGAAAGAGUGGCGUGUGA